CACAGCUGAGCCAUGAUCGCGGCGGCGUUCCUGGUCCUGCUGAGACCCUACAGCAUCCAGUGCGCCCUCUUCUUGCUCCUGCUGCUGCUGGGCACCAUCGCCACCAUUCUAUUCUUCUGCUGCUGGCACCGCAGGCUGCAGAAGGGCAGGCACCCCAUCAAAUCCGUCUUCUCGGGCCGCUCGCGGAGCCGAGAUGCUGUCAUGAGAACGCACCACUUUCGCUCUGAGGUAAUUUAUUUAGCACGCAAUUUCAAGGGCUUUAGAUCAAGUCCUCGUCAUGCCAGAAGACGUGUAGCACCUCGCCUUGAGGAAACACAGCCUUUAGUAGAAGCUCACCAUCUAAGCGAGCAGGAAACCUCUGUAAGAAGAAGGAAAAUCAAGAAAAGCAGCCGAGUGCAACCAGAAUUUUAUCAUUCUGUUCAAGUUACACCAACUCGAAAACCAAGCUCCGGCACCGCGUCCUACCGCUGCUCCAUGUCGUCCUCCGCCGAUCUCUCCGAGGAGGAAGACCUCAGCCAGAAGUCGGGCACGGGGUCGCCGGCACCGGGGGACACGCUGCCCUGGAACCUGCCCAAGCACGAACGCUCCAAGAGGAAGAUCCACGGUGGCUCCGUGCUGGACCCGGCCGAGCGGGCCGUGCUGCGCAUCGCCGAUGAACGGGAUAAAGUACAAAAGAAGACCUUCACAAAAUGGAUAAAUCAACAUCUCAUGAAGGUUCGAAAACACGUGAAUGACCUCUAUGAAGACCUAAGAGAUGGACAUAACUUAAUCUCACUUUUAGAAGUCCUUUCUGGAGACACCCUGCCCCGAGAAAAAGGUCGGAUGCGUUUUCACAGACUCCAGAACGUCCAAAUUGCACUUGACUAUUUGAAAAAGCGCCAGGUGAAACUGGUUAACAUUAGGAAUGAUGACAUAACAGAUGGGAAUCCCAAGUUGACUUUGGGGUUGAUAUGGACCAUAAUUUUGCACUUUCAGAUAUCUGAUAUCCAUGUUACUGGAGAGUCAGAGGACAUGUCUGCUAAAGAGAGAUUGCUCCUGUGGUCACAGCAGACAACUGAGGGUUAUGCUGGAAUCCGUUGUGAAAAUUUCACUACCUGCUGGCGAGAUGGAAGAUUAUUUAAUGCCAUCAUUCAUAAAUACAGGCCGGACCUGAUAGACAUGAAUACCGUUGCUGUUCAAAGCAACCUUGCAAAUUUAGAACAUGCUUUUUUUGUAGCAGAAAAACUUGGUGUUGCCAGACUUCUGGAUCCUGAAGAUGUUGAUGUUUCCUCACCUGAUGAGAAAUCAGUAAUAACUUAUGUGUCAUCACUUUAUGAUGCAUUUCCCAAAGUACCAGAAGGUGGUGAAGGCAUCAGUGCAAAUGAUGUUGAAGUCAAAUGGGUUGAAUAUCAGAAUAUGGUGAACUACCUCAUGCAGUGGAUCAGGCACCAUGUCACAAUAAUGUCUGACAGAACAUUUCCCAACAAUCCUGUGGAGCUGAAGGCACUUUAUAAUCAAUAUUUACAGUUUAAAGAAACAGAAAUUCCACCUAAGGAGACAGAUAAAUUAAAAAUUAAACGUCUAUAUAAACUGCUGGAGGUCUGGAUAGAAUUUGGACGCAUCAAACUUCCUCAAGGCUAUCAUCCAAAUGAUAUAGAAAAAGAAUGGGGAAAGCUUAUUAUUGCCAUGCUGGAAAGAGAGAAGAUUCUUCGGCCUGAAGUGGAGAGGUUGGAAAUGCUGCAGCAGAUUGCAAACAGAAUUCAGCGGGACAGCCGAAGCUGUGAGGACAAACUGAUGCUUGCCCGGAAUGCUCUGCAGGCUGACACCAAACGACUGGAGUCGGGGCUUCAGUUUCAGCAUGAAGCAGAAAUAGCUGGGUAUCUUCUUGAAUCUGAGAACCUUCUCCGCCAGCAAGUGAUUGAUGCCCAAAUUCUUAUUGAUGGAAAGUACUAUCAGGCAGACCAGCUUGUACAGAGGGUUGCAAAACUUCGUGAUGAACUGAUGGCCAUCCGAACAGAAUGUUCUUCUCUAUACAGCAAGGGACAUGCAUUGACAGCAGAACAGACAAAGCUGAUGAUAUCAGGAAUAACUGAAAGCUUAAACUCAGGAUUUACAACAAACCUAACUCCUGAAUUAAAUGCUGCAAUGACUCAAGGUUUAACACCUAGUUUGACUUCUUCCAGUUUGACAUCUGGCCUCUCAUCAGGUCUUACUUCCAGGUUGACACCAGCCAUGACUCCUGCUUACACACCAGGCAUCCCACCGCGGUUAAUUCAGAGCUAUGUAACAGGAGUAGAUGGUGGAACUCUGCAAACACUCAAACUUACGCAAAUCAGAAAACCUCUUAUGAAAUCAGCUUUUGUGGACCAGAAUUUAACCGAAGAAGAAGUGAACAUGAAAUUUGUCCAGGACCUAUUGAACUGGGUAGAAGAAAUGCAGGUGCAACUAGAUCGAGUGGAAUGGGGUUCAGAUUUACCAAGUGUUGAAAGCCAUUUAGAAAAUCACAAAAAUGUUCACAAAGCUAUUGAGGAGUUUGAAGCCAGCCUUAAAGAAGCGAAAAUCAGUGAGAUCCAAAUGACUGCCCCUCUGAAACUCAGUUAUGCGGAAAAAUUGCACAAACUGGAAAGUCAGUAUUCAAAACUCUUGAACACAUCAAGAAAUCAGGAAAGGCAUCUAGAUACUCUUCACGAUUUUGUGUCUCGUGCUACUAGAGAGCUGAUAUGGCUGAAUGAAAAAGAAGAGGAGGAGGUUGCAUAUGACUGGAGUGAAAGAAACCCCAAUAUAACAAGAAAAAAGGAAUACCAUGCAGAAUUAAUGAGAGAACUUGAUCAAAAAGAAGAAGUUAUUAAGUCAGUACAAGAAAUAGCUGAACAGUUACUUCUUGAAAAUCACCCGGCCAGGCUAACCAUUGAGGCCUACAGAGCUGCAAUGCAGACACAGUGGAGCUGGAUUCUUCAGCUCUGUCACUGUGUUGAACAACAUUUGAGAGAAAAUGCUGCAUAUUUUGAGUUUUUCAGUGAUGCCAAAGAGGCCAUGGAGUAUUUAAAGAAUUUGAAAGAUGCCAUAUAUCGAAAAUACAGUUGUGACAGAUCAAGCAGCCUUCAUAGGCUGGAAGACCUUGUCCAGGAGUCUAUGGAAGAAAAGGAGCAACUCCUGCAGUAUAAGAGCACAGUAGCAGGCCUUGUGGGGAGAGCAAAGGCGAUAAUUCAGCUGAAGCCAAGGAACCCUGACUGUGUACUGAAAACAACCAUCCCAAUUAAAGCCAUCUGUGACUACAGACAAAUUGAGAUAACUAUUUACAAGGAUGAUGAGUGUAUAUUAGCAAACAACUCCCAUCGUGCUAAAUGGAAAGUCAUUAGCCCAAGUGGUAAUGAGGCCAUGGUUCCAUCUGUAUGCUUUAGUGUUCCUCCACCAAACAAGGAAGCAAUAGAUACAGCCAACAGGAUUGAACAGCAGUUUCAGAACGUUUUGGCCCUUUGGCAUGAGUCGCAUGUAAACAUGAAGAGUGUGGUUUCCUGGCAUUACCUAACAAAUGAAAUUGAAGCAGUUAGAGCUGGCAAUGUUGCCUCGAUAAAAACAAUGCUGCCAGGUGAACAUCAGCAGGUUCUGAGCAAUUUGCAGUCCCGCUUUGAUGAUUUUGUGGAAGAUAGCCAGGAGUCCAAAAUCUUCACAAGCUCUGAUACUGCACAACUGGAAAGGGAAGUUAAUAUUUGCAAGCAAUACUAUCAAGAGCUUCUGAAGUCUGCAGAAAGAGAGGAGCAUGAAGAAUCUGUUUACAAUCUGUACAUCUCCGAAGUCAGAAAUAUCAGGCUCCGGCUGGAGACCUGUGAGGAACGGUUAAUCCGACAGAUCCGGACCCCAAUGGAAAGAGAUGAUCUACAUGAAAGCGUCUUUAGGAUUUCAGAGCAAGAGAAGCUGAAGAAGGAGCUGGAUCGACUGAAGGAUGACCUGGGAGUCAUCACAGAUAAAUGUGAAGAGUUCUUCAGUCAGGCUGCUGGUUCACCUUCAGUUCCCACCCUGCGCUCUGAACUCAGCGUUGUUAUUCAGAAUAUGAACCAAGUUUAUUCCAUGUCUUCCAUUUACAUAGAUAAAUUAAAAACUGUGAAUUUGGUGCUGAAGAAUACUCAAGGUGCAGAAUCAUUAGUAAAACUCUACGAGACUAAGUUAUGUGAAGAAGAGGCAGUAACUGCUGACAAAACCAACAUUGAAAAUCUUAUGGGUACAUUAAAGCAAUGGAGAUCUGAAGUAGAUGAGAAAAGAGAAGUAUUCCAUGCCUUAGAGGAUGAGCUGCAGAAGGCAAAGAUGAUCAGCGAUCAGAUGUUCAAAAUGCACAAGGAACGUGAUCUUGACUUUGACUGGCAUAAAGAAAAAGUUGAUCAGUUAGCCGAGAGGUGGCAAAAUAUUCAUUCUCAGAUUGAAAAUAGGUUACGUGACUUAGAAGGUAUUAAUAAAUCUCUGAAGUACUACAAAGAUACUUACAAUUCAUUGGACACUUGGAUUCAGCAAGUGGAAGAUACUCAGAGGAAGAUUCAAGAAAUCCGUCCUGAAAAUAGCAAAGCAUUGGCUAAACAGCUGAACCAACAUAAGAUGCUGGUUUCUGAGAUUGAAAUGAAACAAAGCAAAAUAGACGAAUGCCAGAAAUAUGCAGAACAGUACUCAGCUGCUGUGAAGGACUAUGAGUUGCAGACUAUGACUUACAGAGCUAUGGUUGAUUCCCAACAAAAAUCUCCAGUGAAACGACGAAGAAUGCAAAGCUCAUCAGACUUCAUUAUUCAAGAGUUCAUGGAUUUACGAACUCGUUAUACUGCCUUAGUGACUUUGAUGACACAGUACAUCAAGUUUGCAGGUGACUCUCUGAAAAGACUGGAAGAGGAAGAGAACUUACCAGAUGAGAGUGAACUCCAGCAACCUGUGAAGUCAGCUGAAGUCUUUGAAUGUUUGGGAUGUAACGAAGUGGAAAGUACGCCUAAUGAAAGCACAGUGGAUGUGGAAUAUAUGCAAAAAGAUAACUCUCCCAGGAAACCUAAACACACAGAAAAUACACAGGAAAUUCAGAGAAGAAAAUUAGACAGAACUGAUAAAAACAAAACUGAUAGAACUUUAAAACAGUUUUUAAGUGUCAGUGAUCAAGAAAGUAGCAUUAAUGGCAACAGAGAAUAUAAGCUAUGUACAGAGCAAGACAAUGUAAUGGUGUUUGGUGAUCAAAGUAAGGAAGAUGAUAGAAAAGACUGUUUUCUUUCAGCUGAGACCUAUGUGAGAGGGAACAAUAAUCCUGAUCAGCAGAUUGUUAGUGGAGAGAGACUGAAAAUAGAGGGAGAAACAAAUAAGUUAUCUGAACUGGAUGAAGUAGAAAACAAAGAAAGAAAAAGAUCAAGAAAAGCACAGAGUGAUCCAAAUUUAGAUACAGAAUUGUUGGGAAAUGCACAGGAAUUAAAUACACCAUCAGAAAUGAUUUCUGGAGGAGGGAAUUAUUUUCCAGAACAUAGAUUAGGUAAAAAACUUUUGUGUUGGGAAGAGACAGUUAGUGAGAAGAAAAUAUCACAGGGUAAGAUGUAUGGCUUGGACACCAUAAAUAUAAAUAGGAAGGAACUGAGUGGAGAGAAUGAGUUAGCACAGGAUGAGAAAUACAAAGAUUUGUGGCUAGUUGCAGAAAUGGAAAGUAAAGAUAAAGGUCAAAGCACAGACAUACCUGGAAAAAACACUGAUGUCCAAAAAGCAUUGUAUGAAAAAACAGUAAGCAAAAUCUCCCUUGAAAAAAGAGAGAAGCCAAAGAAAAAAGACAGUGGUAAUGAAGAUAAAUGGCGCCCAACUAUAAUUAAGAGGUCAAUGGAAGAAGAAAAAAAAGAACACGUUGAGAAGGCUGGGGAUUUACUGAAAUGGGUGUCAAACCUCAGCAAGACACUCAGCAAAGAAGGAGGAGAAAAGGCUGAAAAAACAGAUUUGCCUAAGCAGCAGAUUUCCCUUGAAGAAAUGUCAGUUAAGAAAGAACAAAUAGCUGAAGCUCUGCAGACUACUCAGGCAUUUUUAGCUAAACACAGUGACAAAAUGACAGAUGAAGAGAGAGGUGAAAUGGAAAAACAAGUCAAAUCCCUCCAGGAGAGCUACAGUUUGUUAGCCAAUGAAGCUUUGAAGCAGCUGCAGGAAGCACACUAUUUGGAUGAUGAAAAGAUGGAAGAAAAGGAUGUGGCUGAACGACAGCAAGAAUGCAAAGAGAAACUGCAAGAAAUAUGUGAUAUGCUUACACAGACUGAAAAUCGACUCAUUGGACAACAAGAGUCUCUUGUUAUUGGAGACAGCAAGGCUGAGCUAGAACAGUACCAGACGAGACAGGAGGAGAUACAAAAAGACAUGAGAGCAAGUGCCCAGACAUUGGCAGAGAUUGUGAAAAAUACUGAAAACUUCUUAAAAGAAAACGGAGGAAAGUUGUCGCAAGAGGACAAGGCUGUUCUUGAACAGAAACUGAAUGAAGCAAAGACCAAGUGUUUGCUCCUUAGCCAAAAGGCAGAAGAAUCUAAAAAAGAACUGGAUAAAGCUAUGACAACAGCAAUUAAGCAGGAGACAGAAAAGGUUGCAGCCAUAGAACAGCUGGAAGAAAGUAAAAAUACAAUAGAAAACCUCUUAGACUGGUUAUCAAAUGUGGAUAAAGAAGCAGAGCAUGGCAGGAAAUUUAAGCAAGCAAUAGAACAGAAUGGAACACACUUUGAAGAGGGAGAUGUGAAGGUUUUGGAAGGAGAGGAGGAUGAUGUCAAUGGUAAUCUGCUGGAAAUUCAACAAGACAUUGAAACUCAGGUGGAUGGACUAGUGAAAAGCACAGACGAUAAUCUGAAUCAACAGUAUCAGAAAGUCAAGGCUCAACAUGAGAAAAUUAUUUCACAGCAGCAGGCUGUCAUAAUAGCAACUCAGUCUGCUCAGGCACUACUUGAGAAGCAAGGACACUACCUUUCUCCUGAAGAAAAAGAGAAGAUGCAGCGGAACAUGAAAGAGCUGAAGGCUCAGUACGAGACUGCUUUAGCUGAAUCAGAACGGAAGAUGAAGAUGACUCAUUCUCUGAGGGAAGAACUUGAGAAAUUUGAUAGAGACUAUAGUGAAUUUGAAACCUGGCUGCAGCAGGCAGAACAGGAGCUUGACAACUUGGAGGCUGGUGCUUCUGACUUCAGUGGUAUUAUGGUCAAAUUGAAAAGGCAGAAGAGUUUUUCAGAAGACGUUAUAUCUCACAAGGGUGAUUUACGGUAUAUUACAAUUUCUGGACAAAGAGUUUUGGAUGCUGCAAGGUCAUGUAGCAAAAGAGAUGGUGUCAAGGUUGACAAAGAUGGUAUUGAUACUUCGGCUACUUAUGCUGAAGUGCAAAAUAAACUGGAUAGCGCUUCAGAUCGUUUUAAAUCUCUCUACACUAAGUGUAGCAUCCUUGGAAAUAACCUUAAAGACUUGGCAGAUAAAUACCAGCAUUAUGAAGAUGCUUCAUCUGGACUUCUGUCAGGUCUUCAGGCCUCUGAAGUAGCUGUGAACAAACAACUAUCUGAGCCAAUUGCUGUGGAUCCCAAAAAUCUCCAAAGACAACUGGAAGAAACCAAGGUUCUCCAAGGACAAGUGUCUAAUCACCAAAUUGCUGUAGAAAAACUUAAAAAAGCUGCUGAAGUGCUUUUGGAUUCAAGGAAAGAGUUGGCAUCAGACAAAGAGGAGAUUCAGAAAACACUGGAUGAUAUUGUGGAGAGAUAUGACAAUUUAUCCAAGUCUGUGAAUGAAAGGAAUGAGAAGCUCCAAAUAACAUUGACUCGAUCCCUAAGUGUGCAGGAUGGCUUGGAUGAAAUGCUGGAUUGGAUGGAAGGUGUUGAAAAGAGCCUUGAAGAACAAGAUCAAGUGCCUUUGAAUUCUGCUGCUAUUCAAGAUAUCAUUAGUAAAAGCAUUAUGCUAGAACAAGACAUUGCUGGUCGUCAAAGCAGUAUAAACACUAUGAAUGACAAAGUGAAGAAGUUCAUGGAAACAGCAGAUCCAUCCACUGCAUCCUCACUGCAAGCCAAAAUGAGUGAACUUGCUGGACGUUUUUCUGCAGCAAGUAAGAAGCAUAAGGAAAAACUUAUGAAAAUGGAGGAGUUGAAGACUAAAGUGGAAUUAUUUGAAGAUCUGUCAGAGAAACUCCAGUCAUUCCUAGAUGAGAAAAACCAGGCUCUCAGUGAGACUGAGGCACCAAGAAAGGAUGUUAGUGAAGUGUCUCAGUACAUGCAGGAGGCUAGUAUAGAAUUAGCAAAACAUAAGAAAGACCUGGAAGUUUUGCAGAACCUUCUUGAAGAACUGUCUUUACACGCUCUUCCUGGGGAUAAAGCAUUGGUACUAGAAAAAGUAAAUGCUUUGUCAAAAAAAUUCAGAGAGAUAGAGGAGACUGUAAAGGAAAAAGAAGAGGAUGUAUCAUCUUGUCAGAAAGAAAUUGAUACCUUUGAGCUACUUGUAGAAUCUUUAAAGAAAUGGAUAAAAGAGACGACAGAACGAAUACCUGCUGCACAGCCCUCCCUGAAUACGGAAGAGUUAAAGAAGCCUUUGGAAGAUACAUUGAAUUUAAAAGAUGAGUGGACAUUAAAAGCAACUGAGCUGCAGAAAAUGAACAGCAGAGGAACACUGUUAUGUAAUCUGAUUAGUGCUGUGACUUCUCCUGCAAAACUGAGAGCGGUUGCAAAAUCAGUAGGUGGCACAGUGUUGAAUGGUGAAGGAGGAGCUCCAGGAACUCACGAUUUUCUGAAAAACAAAGAACUGACAAGUGUUCAACAAGCCAUGUCUGAUGUAAAUCAUAGUUACGAAGAUUUGGGAGUUUCUUUGAAGAAGAAGAUUUCAGAACUAGAAAGUAUGCUUUCAAAAAUGCAAAACAUUCAAGAAGAAUCAACUUCAGUGAUGCAGUGGUUACAAAAAAUGGACAAAACUGCAUCAGAUUGGGAAGCUGCUCCAACUGACAGUGAAGCUGUUAAAGCCCAAGUUGAGCAACAUAAGCUAUUUGAAACUGAAUUAAAGCAAAGUGAGAAUAAAGUGCAGGAACUGAAGGACAAAGUGACAGAGCUAUUGGAGAAGAACCCCAACUCUCCUGAAGCACCUAAGUGGAGACAAGUGUUGGAUAAAAUAGACUCCAAGUGGAAAGAGCUCAAUCAAGUUACAUCUGAGAGACAGCAAAAACUGGAAGAGUCUUCAAAUUACCUGACCCAGUUCCAGACAGCAGAAGCUCAGUUAAAGCACUGGCUUGUAGAAAAGGAGCUAAUGGUCAGUGUGCUGGGACCACUAUCAAUUGACCCCAAUAUGCUGAAUACACAAAAGCAACAGGUUCAGAUUCUGCUCCAAGAGUUUGACACCAGAAAGCCACAAUAUGAGCAGCUAACUGUGGCUGGUGAGGGGAUUCUGAAGAGACCUGGUGAAAUCCCCCCCUCACAUGACAUUGUAAAAGAGCAGCUGGCAGCUGUGGCACAAAAAUGGGACAACCUAACUGGCCAACUGAGUAACAGAUGUGACCGAAUUGAUCAAGCUAUAGUGAAAAGCACGGAGUAUCAAAGCCUACUCAGAAGUCUGUCUGAUAAGCUAAGUGCCUUGGAUAGCAAACUGAGCAGCAGCCUGGCUGUGAGUACACAACCUGAUGCUGUGAAACAACAACUGGAGAUUGCUAAAGAAAUGAAGAAGGAAAUAGAACAGGAAAUGAAGAGUAUAAAUGCAGCUCAAGUUCUUUGUGAAGAGCUCUCAACACUGGUUGGAGAAGAGUAUUUGAAAGCAGAACUUACAAGGCAGUUAGAUGGUAUCCUCAAAUCAUUUAAGGAUAUUGAGCAAAAAUCAGAUAAUCAUGUUCAGCAGCUUCAGUCAGCAUAUACCACUUCUCAUCAGUUCCAGCAAAGAUCUAAGGACUUUCAGGCCUGGCUAGAUGGAAAGAAAGAAGAGCUGAAGCAGGCUCGCCCUAUAUCAGCCAAACUUGAGACCUUGCAGUCCCUAAUUGAAGAACAGAAAGAUUUUAUGAAGACCCUGACCAAUGAGAUUAGUUCAUAUGAAAAAAUUGUUGCAGAAGGAGAAAGUAUAUUACAGAAGACUCAAGGAGCUGAUAAAGCAGCUUUACAGGCUCAAAUUGCCACACUCAGAAGUAAUUGGGAUGAAAUGGAUAAGCAGAUAAAAGAAAGGCAAGGUAAAUUAACAGAUUGUCUGGAGAAAGCACUCACAUACAAGCAGCACGUAGAAAAUUUGCAGCCGUGGAUAGAAAAAUGCCAAAGCAACCUGUCUGGAUUAAAAGUCAGCAUAAACCCUGUUGAAAUAGAAAAUUCUGUUGUUCAGGUGAGGGCCUGGCAGAAGGAUCUGGAUAAACACCAUGGAAUAGUGGAGCUACUAAAUAAUACUGCUGAAAGUUUGCUCAGUGCAAGCCAAACAGAUAAAGAAAUCAUUAAAGAAGAAACUAAGGUGCUGAAUGAGAAAGUGAGUAUGGUCACAGAACAAUUACAUAAGAAGAGAGAGUGCUUGGAAAAUAUGGCACAAAGGCUAAAAGAGUUUCAGGAAUCAUCCAGGGAAACAGAAAAGCAGCUUCAAAGUGCCAAAGAGCACCUGGAAGCUCACGAUUCGCUUGGACCUCAGUCUUUCAGUAACAAACACCUGACAAUGAUGCAGGCCCAGCAGAAGGCUUUACAGGCUUUAAGGCCUCAUGUUGAUUUAGUAAGAAAGCUUGCCCAAGACCUGGUAGUAGAAGCUUCUGAUUCAGCAGGUGUUUCUGACCUUUUGCUUCAAGCUGAAUCUUUGGAGAAAGAAUACACUGCAGUGAACCAGCAGGUUGAAGAUAGGUGCUCCUUCUUGGAAACAAAACUUCAAGGAAUUGGUCAUUUCCAAAACAGCAUCAGAGAGAUGUUCUCUCAGUUUGCAGAGUUUGAUGAUGAACUUGAUAGCAUGGCUCCGGUGGGAAGAGAUCUUGGUGUACUGCAAUCACAGAGGGAGGAUAUAAAACACUUCCUGAAAAAGUUGGAAGAUCUUAUAAUGAAUAAUGAAAAUGCUAAUAAAAAUUGUAAAAUGAUGCUAGCCACAGAAGCUGAAGCUUCUCCUGAUCUUGUUGGUAUAAAACGGGACUUGGAAGCAUUAAAUAAACAGUGCAAGAAACUACUAGACAGAGCAAAAGCCAGGGAAGAUCAAGUGGAAGGUACAAUUAACCGUGUCGAGGAGUUUUACAGUAAGCUAAAAGAAUUUUCCAGUCUGCUUGGGAGAGCUGAAGAACAUGAAGAAUCACAAGGUCCUGUUGGAAUGGAAACAGAAACUAUUAAUCAGCAGCUGAAUACAUUCAAGGUAUUCCAGAAAGAAGAAAUCGAGCCCCUGCAGGUUAAACAACAGGAGGUGAACUGGUUGGGUCAAGGCCUUAUUCAAAGUGCUGCUAAAAGCACCAACACAGAAAGCCUUGAACAUGACCUUGAAGAUGUUAACACCCGGUGGAAAACUCUUAAUAAGAAGGUGGCCCAACGUGCAGCACAACUGCAGGAAGCCCUCCUUCACUGCGGGAGAUUUCAGGAUGCCCUUGAAUCUCUGCUUAGUUGGCUCAUUGAUACAGAAGAACUUGUGGCUAAUCAAAAGCCGCCAUCUGCUGAAUUCAAAGUUGUGAAGGCCCAAAUACAAGAGCAGAAACUUCUCCAGAGGCUGUUGGAUGACCGCAAGCCUACUGUUGAGGUAAUCAAGCGUGAAGGGGAGAAAAUUGCAGAGUCAGCAGAACCUGCUGAUAAAGUGAAAAUCUUGAAGCAGUUGAGUUUGCUGGAUAGUCGAUGGGAUGCAUUGCUCAGUAAAGCUGAAACAAGGAACCGCCAGUUGGAAGGCAUCUCAGUGGUAGCACAGCAGUUUCAUGAAGCUCUGGAACCAUUAGUGGAGUGGCUGUCGGCCACAGAGAAGAGGCUUGCAAAUGCUGAACCCAUUGGAACACAGGCUUCCAAACUGCAACAGCAGAUUUCUCAGCAUAAAGCCCUAGAAGAUGAUGUCCUAGCUCACAAUAAGAGUUUGCUUCAGGCCAUUAGCACUGGUCAGUCUCUAAAGACUAUGAGCUCCAGGGAAGAUAAAGAUAUGGUGCAGGAAAAGCUAGAUUCUUCUCAGGCCCGAUACGUUGAGAUUCAAGAGAAGAGCAACAGCAGGUCUGAACUUCUACAGCAAGCAUACUGCAAUGCUCAGAUUUUUGGGGAGGACGAAGUUGAGUUGAUGAACUGGCUGAAUGAAGUCCAUGAUAAACUGAGCAAGUUGUCAGUCCAAGAUUGCAACACAGAAUUGCUUGAGAAACAGCACUCUGAACUACUGGAGCUUCAGGAGGAGAUUCUUCUCAGAAAACAAAAUGUUGAUUUGGCUAUACAAAAUGGUUUAGAGCUUCUCAAACAAACAACAGGUGAUGAAGUUAUAAUAAUUCAAGAUAAACUGGAAGGCAUUAAAGUGAGAUACAAAGACAUUACAAAAUUGAGUUCUGAUGUGUCCAAGACCUUAGAGCAGGCUCUACAGCUUGCAGGUCAGCUGCACUCAACCCAUGAAGAGCUCUGCAAAUGGCUUGACAAAGUGGAAGUGGAGUUACUGUCAUAUGAAACUCAAAUACCACAGGGUGAAGAAUUAAGCCAAGCACAAGAAAGACAAAAAGAGUUGAAAAAAGAAGCAAAAAACAACAAAGCCUUACUGGACACUCUCAAUGAAGUCGGCAGUGCCUUCCUGGAACUGGUGCCAUGGAGGGCUAGAGAGGGGCUUGACAAGAUGAUAACAGAGGACAACGAACGUUACAGAUUAGUGAGUGACACAAUCUCUCAGAAGGUGGAUGAGAUUGAUGCCGCCAUCCUGAGAUCCCAGCAGUUUGAUCAAGCAGCUGAUGCUGAACUCGCCUGGAUUGCAGAAACAGAGAAGAAACUGAUGUCUCUUGGUGAUAUUAGGCUUGAGCAAGACCAGACCACAGCUCAGCUACAAGUUCAAAAGGCUUUUACCAUGGAGAUUUUGAGGCACAAAGAUACUAUAGAUGAACUUGUUAAGUCCGGGGAUAAGAUUAUGAACACGUGCACUGAAGAAGAAAAGCAGACCAUAAAGAAAAAACUGAAAAGCCUGUUACAGAAAUAUGAUACAGUCUGUCAAAUGAACUCGGAGAGAAACCUCCAGCUGGAGCGGGCUCAGUCCCUAGUUAACCAGUUCUGGGAGACUUAUGAAGAGCUUUGGCCGUGGUUAACUGAAACAGAAAUGAUCAUCUCUCAGCUUCCUGCACCUGCCCUUGAGUAUGAAACUUUAAAGCAACAACAAGAAGAGCAUCGGCAACUGCGUGAGCUGAUUGCUGAGCACAAGCCUCAUAUAGAUAAGAUGAAUAAAACUGGGCCUCAGUUGCUGGAGCUGAGCCCAGGAGAAGGUUUCUCUAUCCAAGAGAAAUACGUGGCAGCUGACACCCUUUACAGUAAAAUUAAGGAAGAUGUCAAAAAGCGAGCACUGGCACUGGAUGAAGCCAUUUCUCAGUGUACCCAGUUUCAUGACAAGAUAGAUCCAACUCUUGAGAGUUUGCAACGCAUAGUUGAACGCCUGAGGCAGCCACCUUCAAUCUCAGCAGAGGUUGAGAAGAUUAAAGAGCAAAUUAGUGAAAAUAAGAAUGUGUCAAUGGAUCUGGAAAAACUUCAGCCUGUCUAUGAGACGCUUAAACAGCGAGGGGAGGAAAUGAUCGCUCGCUCAGAAGGGGCAGAUAAGGAUGUAUCUGCUAAAGCUGUGCAAGAUAAACUAGACCAAAUGGUCCUUAUUUGGCAAGACAUCCAGACCUUGACCGAGGAAAGGGAGGCCAAAUUGUUGGAUGUUAUGGAACUGGCUGAAAAGUUCUGGUGUGAUCAUAUGGCUCUUGUAGCUACUAUUAAAGAUACUCAAGACUUCAUUCGAGAACUGGAGGGACCUGGAGUUGACCCAUCUGUAGUCAAGCAACAGCAAGAAGCUGCUGAGGCUGCUAAAGAAGAAAUUGAUGGACUGCAAGAAGAACUAGAAACAGUUGUGAGCCUAGGCUCCGAACUUAGAGCUGCUUGUGGAGAGCCUGACAAACCUAUUGUCAACAAGAGUAUAGAUGAGCUGAACUCUGCCUGGGAUGCCUUAAACAAAACAUGGAAAGAGCGAGUGGAUAAGCUUGCCGAAGCUAUGCAGGCAGCUGUUCAGUACCAAGAUGGACUGCAGGCAAUAUUUGACUGGGUAGACAUUGCUGGCAUCAAGUUAGCAUCCAUGUCCCCAGUUGGAACGGAUUUGGAGACAGUGAAGCAGCAAACUGAGGAACUUAAGCAAUUUAAAACAGAAGCUUAUCAGCAGCAGAUAGAAAUGGAAAGACUGAACCAUCAAGCAGAACUAUUGCUGAAGAAGGUAACGCAGGAAAGUGACAAGCACACCGUACAAGACCCUCUCUCAGAGCUCAGACUAAUGUGGGACAGCCUAGAAGAAAAAAUUAUAAAUCGACAGCACAAGCUGGAAGGUGCCUUGUUAGCCUUGGGGCAGUUCCAGCAUGCCCUGGAUGAGUUACUUACAUGGCUGACGCAUACAGAAGACUUGCUGAACGAACAGAAACCCGUGGGUGGAGACCCCAAGGCUAUUGAAAUUGAACUUGCCAAACAUCAUGUGCUACAGAAUGAUGUUUUAGCUCAUCAGUCUACAGUAGAAGCAGUUAAGAAAGCAGGAAAUGACCUGAUUGAAUCAAGUGCUGUUGAAGAAGCAAGCAAUUUACAGAGCAAGUUGGAACUUCUGAAUCAGCGCUGGCAAAAUGUGUUGGAAAAAACAGAACAAAGGAAACAGCAGCUGGACAGUGCCUUGAUUCAGGCCCAAGGUUUCCAUGGUGAAGUUGAAGAUAUGCAGCAAUGGCUGACAGACACUGAACGUCAACUGUUGGCAUCAAAACCUGUUGGAGGCUUACCAGAAACAGCAAGAGAACAGCUUAAUACCCAUAUGGAACUUUGUGCUGCCUUUGAAGCCAAAGAAGAGACAUAUAAGUGUCUAAUGCAGAAAGGCCAGCAGAUGCUUGCAAGAUGCCCAGAAUCUGCUGAAACAAAUGUUGAGCAGGACAUAAAUAACUUAAAAGAAAAGUGGGAAUCCGUACAAAUGAAGCUUGGUGAAAGAAAAACCAAACUGGAAGAGGCCCUCAAUUUAGCAAUGGAGUUCCACAACUCACUUCAAGAUUUCAUCAAUUGGCUCACACAGGCAGAGCAAACUCUAACUGCAGCUUCUCGGCCAAGUCUUAUCUUGGACACUGUCUUGUUUCAAAUUGAUGAACACAAGGUUUUUGCCACAGAGGUGAAUUCUCAUCGAGAUCAGAUCAUAGAGCUGGACAAAACCGGUACCCAUUUGAAAUACUUCAGCCAGAAACAAGAUGUAGUCCUUAUUAAGAAUCUGCUGAUUAGUGUACAGAGUAGAUGGGAAAAAGUAGUUCAGCGUUUAGUCGAAAGGGGAAGAGCUUUGGAUGAUGCAAGGAAACGAGCCAAACAGUUCCAUGAAGCCUGGCACAAACUUAUGGAGUGGCUAGAAGAAUCAGAGAAGUCUUUGGACUCAGAUCUCGAAAUUGCAAAUGACCCUGACAAAAUAAAGAUGCAGCUUGCACAGCAUAAGGAAUUCCAGAAAUCUCUUGGUGCCAAACAUUCUGUAUAUGACACCACAAACAGGACUGGACGCUCCUUGAAAGAGAAAACCACCUUGGCUGAUGACAAUUUGAAGCUUGAUGACAUGCUGAGUGAACUAAGGGAUAAAUGGGACACAAUUUGUGGAAAAUCAGUAGAAAGACAAAAUAAACUGGAGGAAGCCCUGUUAUUUUCAGGACAAUUUACUGAUGCUCUACAAGCUCUCAUUGAUUGGUUGUACAAAAUUGAACCUCAGCUAGCAGAAGAUCAGCCAGUGCAUGGUGACAUUGAUUUAGUGAUGAACUUGAUUGACAAUCACAAGGUUUUCCAGAAGGAGCUGGGAAAAAGAACAAGCAGUGUUCAGGCUCUGAAGCGCUCUGCCAGAGAGCUUAUAGAGGGCAGUCGUGAUGACUCGUCCUGGGUCAAAGUACAGAUGCAGGAGCUGAGCACUCGCUGGGAGACAGUUUGUGCCCUGUCAGUAUCCAAGCAAACACGACUUGAGCAGGCUCUCCGACAGGCAGAGGAAUUCCACUCUGUUGUUCACGUCCUUUUGGAGUGGCUGGCAGAGGCAGAGCAGGCUCUUCGUUUCCACGGUGUCCUUCCAGAUGAUGAAGAGGCCUUGCGUACACUGAUAGAUCAGCACAGGGAGUUCAUGAAGAAACUGGAAGAGAAAAAAGGAGAACUGAAUAAAGCAACAGGUAUGGGAGAAGCUAUCCUGGCUAUCUGCCAUCCAGACUCCAUCACCACCAUUAAGCAUUGGAUAACAAUUAUCAGAGCAAGGUUUGAAGAGGUAUUAGCUUGGGCCAAACAACAUCAACAGAGACUGGCCGGAGCUCUGGCUGGACUUAUUGCUAACCAGGAAUUGCUGGAAGCCUUGCUAUCCUGGUUGCAGUGGGCAGAGACUACACUUACUGAAAAAGAUAAAGAGGUUAUCCCCCAGGAGAUUGAGGAGGUUAAAGCACUUAUAGCUGAACAUCAGACAUUCAUGGAGGAAAUGACCAGAAAACAACCUGAUGUGGAUAAAGUAACAAAGACCUAUAAAAGGAAGGCACUUGAACCCACUCCUGUACAAUCUCAUAUUCCUGUCCUUGAUAAGGGGAGAGCAGGAAGAAAGCGUUCCCCCACACCAGGCUUAUAUCCAUCAGCAGCCCAGGCACAAAUUGAAACCAAGAAUCCACGGGUCAACCUUUUAGUCAGCAAAUGGCAGCAAGUCUGGCUUCUGGCCUUGGAAAGAAGAAGAAAACUCAAUGAUGCCUUGGACAGACUUGAAGAGCUGAGAGAAUUUGCCAACUUUGAUUUUGAUAUUUGGAGGAAAAAAUAUAUGCGAUGGAUGAACCAUAAGAAGUCUCGUGUAAUGGACUUCUUCAGGAGGAUUGAUAAAGAUCAGGAUGGAAAAAUAACAAGGCAGGAGUUUAUUGAUGGAAUUCUUUCUUCAAAAUUCCCAACAAGCCGACUUGAAAUGAGUGCUGUUGCAGACAUUUUUGAUAGAGAUGGUGAUGGAUAUAUUGAUUAUUAUGAGUUUGUAGCAGCUCUUCAUCCAAACAAGGAUGCUUACAAGCCUCUCACAGAUGCUGACAAAAUUGAAGAUGAGGUUACAAGACAAGUAGCUAAAUGCAAAUGUGCAAAACGGUUUCAAGUGGAACAGAUUGGGGAUAACAAGUACAGGUUUGGUGACUCUCAACAACUACGCCUUGUUCGUAUCCUAAGAAGUACAGUCAUGGUUCGUGUUGGAGGUGGCUGGAUGGCACUUGAUGAGUUCUUAGUGAAAAAUGAUCCUUGCAGGGCUAAAGGGAGGACAAAUGUGGAGCUGCGUGAGAAGUUCAUCUUGGCAGAUGGUGCCAGUCAGAGCAUGGCAGCUUUCAGACCAAGAGGCCGUAGAUCACGACCCUCUUCACGGGGUGCUUCUCCCAACAGGUCUACUUCUCUGUCAAGUCAGGCUGCUGCCCCACCACAAGCAGUUGCUACAAGUACACCAAAGACACCACAUCAUUUAACACGCAACUAUGGUAAACCAUGGUUGACAAACAGCAAAACGUCAACUCCUUCUAAGCCAGCAGAAUCCUCAGACUAUCAAGGGUCAUCUGGAGAGGGAACACCUAUUCAAGGAAGUAAACUCAGACUGCCAGGAUAUCUAUCAGGGAAGGGUUUCCACUCUGGAGAAGACAGUGGCAUCCUGUCCACAGCAGCUACCAGAGUCAGAGCUCAGUUUGCAGAAACCAGGAGAACUCCAAGCAGACCUGGGAGCCGAGCGGGAAGCAAGGCUGGCAGCAGGUCGAGUAGCCGCAGAGGCAGCGAUGCAUCUGACUUUGAUAUUUCAGAAAUCCAGUCUGUAUGCUCAGAUAUGUCAGAGACUGUGCCAGCUACAAGCAGACCGACACCCCGAGCAGGUUCUCGGCCAGGAUCAGCCAAGCCUUCUAAAAUUCCAACUCCCCAGAGAAGGCCGAUAGCCAGCAAAUUGGACAGGUCCUUGAAGAGAUAAUAUGAUUAGCUUCAUAAAGGUUUUUUUUCCUUUUGCGUUAAGUAUUUAAGUUCGUAAGAUGUAAAAUAUUCUGUAGAAAUCGUUGUGAAAUAUCGCAAGAGGUGGAUUUUUAAUUCUGCAGAUGGCCUUAUUUGUGUAUUUGUCUUCUUAUUUUAUGUGUAUAAUUUUUGUCAGAUUUGUUUUUGUUUAUGCCAUAUCCUGUGAGGAGGGGAGAAGAGUUUUAAUGUAAACUAACAGUUGUACACAGUAAUGUGUAGAAAGUACACUAAAAAGUAAUUACCAAAUGUACAGUGUACUGAAUGUACAGUAAAUCUCUGGAGCCUGAAGAAAAUAGACCUAUCACUAUGUCAUUAGUUAACAGUAAAGGAUACCUCAAGAUUUUUCUUUAAAAAAAGAAAAAAAAAAGAAUACUAAAAAGCCAAAAGACACAAUUGUGCAUUUUGAGCUAAUGAAACAAACACUAAAGGAUGUGUGUCAAAGCUACCGAGGAAUACAGCCCCACAGUCACAGUACCCUUAUUUAUACAGCAUCUCUCAGAGAACUCACACAGUUAAGCACUUGCCAGUGAUAUGAUACUCCAAUACCUUGCAGCGUUUCUGUGCCAUUGCUUUCGGUGAGGCCAGACACAUUCUGGAUAUCGGAACUAUUAUUCUAUAAGAAUAUCAAUAUAAACUGCAUUCAUGUAAAUGUGAGGUUUUCUUUUGCUUGAGUGGAUGGUAGCACUGUAUUAUUAUUGAACUCAUUUUGUAUCAAAGCAAUUUUGCUUGCAGAAGGCUCUGAAAUAAACAUGUCCCUUAACUUUA
Centrocercus urophasianus (Greater sage-grouse) is the source of this 18815-nucleotide messenger RNA. It is a transcript of the gene DST, whose product is annotated as dystonin. Gene Ontology annotation, biological process: cytoplasmic microtubule organization; intermediate filament cytoskeleton organization; wound healing. Gene Ontology annotation, molecular function: calcium ion binding; microtubule binding; structural molecule activity. The record is from RefSeq and is a predicted model, not a curated record. Gene Ontology annotation, cellular component: membrane; cytoplasm; hemidesmosome. NCBI's taxonomy places the organism in Eukaryota, Metazoa, Chordata, Aves, Galliformes, Phasianidae.